Linum trigynum is the source of this 3947-nucleotide messenger RNA. The record is from the annotation of a GenBank genome assembly. Lineage: Eukaryota; Viridiplantae; Streptophyta; Magnoliopsida; Malpighiales; Linaceae.
ACCAUUACAGUGACAUAAACAUCCAUUUUCUGUUAAAGGUCCUGCGUCUUGUUCUGUGACUGUGAGUCUCUCUCCCACCACUGGGACUUUGUGGAGCGUGAUUGCUGAGAUUCUGCGAACUGGAAACUCCUUUCUAUUCUACCUCCUCUUCUUUGGCGGGACUUGCAAAAGGGAGAGAAAAAAAGCAAUAAAUAUCUGGCGGAAAAUCUGGCAUAUUGGGAAUCCAAAUCCCAUAUAUAUUAAAAAAUCUUCCUUCCUUCCUACUCUUUCGCAAUUUGGUGCCAUUGCCUUCUGAGUUCUGCCAGCAGCCGCGGCUCCCUUUCCUUCCUUCACCGACUGAAACGCUGUUUGUGUUACGGGGUUUUAGUUUUGCUGAAAAGCCUCCACUGAUUUCGCUUUUCAACAGAGGUUAGAAAGAAGAGAUCCCUGAAGCUCUAAUUGCGAUUCGGUUAGUGCUCCCCUUUUCCUUCGUUCCUUUUGGUUUUUUUAUUCCGUUUCACGUUGUGACAUGGAGUUCUUCUCCAAUUUAAUCAUAUCUGGGUAACCCUUUGUUUUAAUCAUGUGGGUUCUCUGGUUCUCGUCACUGCCGCUCUCUCUUUCGGAUUGAGUCUGCUCGAUCCGUACAAUUUUCACAUCACCGCCAUUUUUUGCUCUGUUUCUUUCUGGGUUGGUUUCCGGUUCCUUUCAUUUUCCCCUGUUUCCAGUCUCAUCUUUUCCGCGUCACUGAGUUUUGCCGGAGACGUCCUCUGUCAUUUUUAUGUCUUCUAUGCCAAACCCACGGGAGUGGUUUUCGAUUUUUCAAACCAUUACUGAUAUUCUGUGGCGGUAUUGUUUCCGGAAGAAUGCAUGUGCUUAGAAAUAUCUAAUUUUGUUAGAGCCAAAAGCAUAAUGGAAUAUAUCUACAUUUGUUUUUGUGUUCCUGUCAAAACUCAAAAGUACCACGGGUUGGUGUUGUGCCAUAUAAGGUAAAAUUGGGGUUGCCAUCUCAUUCUCUUAACAUUUGUGAGGAUCUAGUGGGUUGUGUUUCUUCAUGUACUAGCCUCUAAAUGAAACAUGGAAGUUCUUCACGGCUUGCCCUGUUUUUAGCUAGAAUUUAGAGUGUAUGUUCUGUUUGCACAAGCAGUAAUGGCAUUAGUCUCCUUUUCCCUGGCCGAGUUCAAUAGUGUUCACAAACGUGAUAUGGCUUCUUAGUGUCACAGUAGUAUCAGUAUCUCACUGGGUGAUUAGGCCACACUGAAUUUGUUUUUGGGUAUCCAUUGUUUACUACUACAAUCUUCAAGGUGCCUUGGGGAAACUGGAAAUCUCAUGUAGUGUGGUGGGGUUGUAUUGUACUUACAGUGUGUAAUGGCAUUUAGCUCUGGAGGAUUGGCUUCUUUUGUGGUGACGAUUAUUUGUUCCCAGCACUUCCAGUAGUUUUCUGCAUAGAAACUUGUUUCAAGUGGGUAGUCAAUAGUCAUGUGGUUAACUGUAGGGAAUCAUUCAUUUGGAGGUCACUUCUCUACAACAAGCUGAUUUGUUUGUUCUUCAAUUUAUCCAAUUAAGGGUGUUCCUGAUAGAUAUAUAUUAUUAAUGCGUACUCUUUCGAGAAUUUCCAUUUGUUUGCUGUUGUUCAUCUAAUUAUUUUUUCUAUAAUUUGUGCACUCUUAAUUGCUCUGCUUUGGUGUAUUUGCUAGGGGGACCAACACUUGAAAAGAUGGGAAAAGGCCCUUCUGGUUCCGAAUCACACCCAAAGAAGCAGGGUCUGCUGAAGGACCAGGUUAGGUUGGCAAAGAGGAAAGAUUCUGAGCGUUAUGAGAUUGUUCCAAUCCAAGACUCCUUGUCGUUUGAGAAAGGCUUCUUUGUAGUCAUACGUGCAUGCCAAUUACUAGCCCAAAAGAAUGACGGGAUAAUAUUGGUAGGUUUAGCCGGUCCUUCUGGGGCUGGUAAGACCAUGUUCACUGAAAAGAUUAUCAACUUCAUGCCCAGUGUUGCUGUCAUAUCUAUGGACAACUACAAUGACGCUAGCCGAAUUGUUGAUGGGAAUUUUGAUGAUCCAAGAUUGACUGACUAUGACACAUUACUACAAAAUGUACAAGAUUUAAAAGCAGGAAGAUCUGUUGAGGUCCCUAUCUAUGAUUUCAAGUCCAGCUCUCGCACUGGAUACAGAACCGUGGAAGUUCCUGAUUCUCGCAUUGUGAUUAUUGAAGGGAUAUAUGCACUGAGUGAAAGGUUACGACCAUUGCUGGAUUUGCGAAUAUCAGUAAGAGGGGGAGUUCACUUUGACCUUGUGAAGCGGGUUUUACGAGAUAUCCAACGUGCUGGGCAGGAACCAGAAGAAAUAAUCCACCAGAUAUCGGAGACAGUAUACCCAAUGUAUAAAGCCUUCAUAGAGCCAGAUCUUCAAACUGCUCAUAUAAAAAUAAUUAACAAGUUCAACCCAUUCACUGGAUUCCAGAAUCCUACUUACAUCUUGAAGUCAGCAAGGAAUGUGGCCAUAGAUCUGAUCAAGUCUGUCUUCCCUGAAGUACACACAGAGACAACAGAGCAAACAUAUGACAUAUAUCUUCUACCACCUGGUGAAGAUCAAGAGUCUUGCCAAUCAUAUCUCAGGAUGCGCAACAAAGAAGGAAAAUACAAUCUUAUGUUUGAGGAAUGGGUGACUGAUGCUCCAUUUGUUAUAUCUCCGAGGAUCACAUUUGAAGUUAGUGUGCGUCUGCUUGGUGGGUUGAUGGCACUGGGGUAUACAAUUGCGACCAUCCUUAAAAGGAGUAGUCAUACAUUCUUUGAUGAUAGAGUAUGUGUUAAAGUUGAUUGGCUAGAACAGCUGAAUCGUCAGUAUAUCCAGGUGCAAGGAAGAGAUCGGCUUGUUGUGAGAUGCAUUGCUGAGCAGCUAGGUUUGGAAGGUUCCUACAUUCCUCGUACUUAUAUUGAACAAAUCCAACUGGAGAAGCUUGUAGAUGAAGUGAUGGCUUUGCCUGAUGAUUUGAAGACAAAGCUAAGCCUAGAUGAGGACUUAGUUUCUAGUCCCAAGGAAGCACUUCUUCGAGCCUCUGCUGACAGGGUCGCUAUGAGAAACAAGAAUCUCAGAAGUGGUAUGUCACACUCAUAUACAACUCAAGGAGACAAAAGCUACUCCAAGCUCACUGCAAUUCCAGCCAGCAACCGAAGGUACGAGGACAUAAAUUCAGAGCCUCAAUCAAUGCUGGCAAAUCAGGGAGUGAUUACGCAGCUUUCAGAACAGAUGUCUUCGCUAAAUGACAGAAUGGAUGAUUUUACAUCCCAACUAGAAGAAUUAAACUCCAAGCUAACGGUGGUGAAUAAUAAUAGUUCUCCAAGCCCGCAGCAGAACAUGGGGUUGCAUGGCGGUGAUGCGAGCAAUGGCUCCGCUCCUACUUCUUACUUUGUGUCUGGAUUGAGUAAUGGUGGCCUAGCUGGAUCCAAACUGUCCCAUUCAUCGUCACUUUCCCAGCUGGCUAAGGAUUCACCACUUCUGGAAGAGAUUGUGCGAGGACAACGCCAAGUCAUGCACAAGUUAGAUAGUUUCGGCAGUCUCCUUCAUGAGGUGACAGCAGAGAGGUCAAGGCAAUCCAGGAAAAGAAACAGUCUCACAACACCUGACUUUGAUGCCAUAGGAGUUCCCGUGGUUUUAACCCUAGCAAUUGGAGGUUUAGGGCUGUUACUGUUUAGGAGCUUUCGUACCCUGGGUUAGCAGAGAUUAACUGAACGACAAUUCUCUUUUCUUUUCCUAAAUUUUGAUUCCCAUAUGACCUCGACCUUUUUUGCCCUGGGUAACUUGUCCCUCAUUGAAUGCAAAUGCAAUGCGAAACAGAAAUCUGCUUCUUCUAGGAAAGUUGUACCAAUUUUUUGGGCUUUUGAUGAGUAGAGAUUAUGGAAGGCGGACAAAUUGUAAGGGAAGAGCGUUCAGUUUUUGUAGCUGGGGGACUUGAGAAGAAAUGAAAAAAUCUUAC